AAUACCUUGCAAUGACUGCAGUGGUCGUCAAAAGGAAAGGAUCUGACUCCAAUGAAGGUGCUUCAACCAGCAAGCAGAGAAAACUUGAGGAAAGCACUAAAGUUUCUCAGAAGAGUGUUGACCAUGCAGUGAUAAACUUCAUUGUCCAGGGUUUGCACCCUUUUGGAAUAGUAGAACAGGCAGGAUUUCGAAGCCUGGUGCAGCAGCUUCAGCCUAAUUCUACUGUGAUAUCUCGUUCAACAGUUCGAACCAUGAUUGAAAAAAAUACAGCAGAAAUGAAGGCAAAUGUGAGAAAAGCAAUGCAAAAUAUCAAAUACAUUGCUACAACAACGGAUUCCUGGACUUCACACCGGCAGAGCUUUGUUGGAGUGACUGCUCACUGGAUAGAUCCUGAAAGUCUUGAGAGAUCAUCGGUAGCUCUUGCUUGCAGGCGACUUAAAGGUCCCCACACAUUUGACGCAUUGGCUGGUCUCCUCAACGAUAUUCAUACUGAGUUCAACAUCCGGGAGAAAAUUGUGAGAACCACCACUGACAAUGGCUCCAAUUUUGUUAAGGCCUUUAGGGUUUAUGGCCCUGAUGAAAACAACAGUCUGGACACAUCUAGUUUAGGAAGUUUAGCUGAAGGGCACCAAGUAGUGGAAGCAAAUGAAAAUGAGGAAGACGAUGCUCUGGGAGUGGAGGUAGAGGCUGUUGAGAUUGGAUCUCUCUUGGAUGAAGAAGAUGAUAGUUCAGAAUAUCAGCUACCGAAGCAUCAUCGCUGUGCCUGUCAUGUGCUUAAUCUGAUCUCAACAGUGGAUGCCACCAAAGCAAACUCAAAUGAGACUUACAAAAAGCUUUCACGUGCAUCAUUUGCCAAGUGUGGGGGUCUGUGGAACAAGAGUGCUCGAUCUACAAUAGCUGCUGAGGUAAUUGAAAGAGAGUGUAAGCUCCAACUCAUCCGCCCCAAUGACACCAGGUGGAACUCCCUGUUUCUGGCAGUGGAACGUAUACUGAGGAUCAUCAAAGACAAUGGAGAAGGGGCCAUCAGAGCAGUUUGCAUUGCACUUAAAGUUCCCAUGUUAAAUCCUGCUGAGCUUGCUUUCCUGACUGAAUAUGUUUCAACCAUGAGACCAGUCGUCAAGGCCCUCAACAUAAUGCAGGCAGAAGCAGACGUCCAUAUGGGAUGGCUGGUGCCCACCAUAAGCCUUCUGAGUGUGAAACUUGACCGCCUACGGAUCUCUGCUAAGUUCUGCCAGCCACUGAUUGAUGCACUUCAAGGAGGAAUACAGCAGCGCUUUGGACCCAUGCUUGCUGACCCUGAACUCAUUGCAGCAGCGAUUCUUCUUCCAAAGUUCCGAACAUCCUGGACAAGCAAUGAUGACAUGCUGAAAAUGGGACUGGACUACAUCAAGACAAACCUGGAUCAAGAGCCAGUGCAACUCGUUCGGAACAACUCAAGCUCAUCAGAUGAGGAGGACUACUUCAGAGUCAUUAAGAGCAACAUUCAAGAGACUACCAGACAGCUAGAUGCAUAUUUGGCCAGCACAAGUGAUACCAUGGAUAUUCUCAAGUCAGUUCCGGCAGUGUUUAAUUUGUCUUUAAAAGUAAACACACCUUUGCCCGCCUCAGCAGCCUGCGAAAGACUCUUCAGUAUAGCAGGACAAAUUUUCUCGCCCAAAAGAGCCAGGCUGGACUCUAAAAACUUUGAGAACCAACUUCUGCUUAAGCUGAACAAGAAAUUCUUGCCGUGAUGUUAAAAUGAGAAGUUAAUGUGGUGCUAUGAUUAGAGUAGGCUGACUGAAGCUGACCCCCACACUUUCUUCAAAUCAAUGUCAAAUGUUUUGUGCAGCAAAAUUUGAGUUUCUCCUGUUUUAUCUUUGAAAAUAUCAAUGGACGUUUAAAGGUAAUUUUGACUUUGUAAAUGGGGUGGGGGACUGGUUGACCUUUGGACCUUUAGACGCUCAUUAAUAUCUUCAAAGGUAAGCAAUACAAACAAAAAAAAAUUCUGCAUAAACAGCACAAAUGUUUGACACCAAUUGUCUGAUUUGAAGAAUGUGGGGGGACCAAUUUCAUUCAGAUCAGGCGCACCCAUUUACAGAGGCUACAGAACUUUAUGUGGCUGUUCCAAGUUGGACUCCUCUUCCUUGAUUGAAUGUCCUCAGCCCCUUUCUGUUAAGAGUUCUCUCAAAAUAGCUGGCAAAAAAGUUAAGUUCAUGUUUUGUUAGGACGAAAGACUAGAUGUUUCCAAAUCGCUUGAUGUUUGUUAGGUCAGUUUAAAGUCCCUUUUUUCAGGGAAACAAUUUUCUUUUGAACGUGUUUAUUUUGAAUUAAAUAAAACAUUUCAAAGGUAUAAUAAUUUCUCUCAUUUUGCCUAAUUACAUGUA
Gambusia affinis (western mosquitofish) is the source of this 2363-nucleotide messenger RNA. RefSeq lists its product as uncharacterized. NCBI's taxonomy places the organism in Eukaryota, Metazoa, Chordata, Actinopteri, Cyprinodontiformes, Poeciliidae. The transcript has 3 exons. The record is from RefSeq and is a predicted model, not a curated record. The coding region runs from base 12 to 1730 and encodes 572 amino acids.